Messenger RNA from Zeugodacus cucurbitae (melon fly), 663 nucleotides. It is a transcript of the gene mex1, whose product is annotated as protein midgut expression 1. The transcript is spliced from 2 exons. Lineage: Eukaryota; Metazoa; Arthropoda; Insecta; Diptera; Tephritidae. The record is from RefSeq and is a predicted model, not a curated record. Bases 269 to 520 code for a protein of 83 amino acids.
CGAGCGACAGGCCAGUUGCGGUUUGUGUUUGCCAACGAAAUAACGUGUUUCACGCACUUACGACGAGAAUAUCGAAAAUAUUUACAUAACCGUUACUCACCGACCAGUGAUUCACCGAUAUCGAACGAAUUAACGAAACAAUUUAUUUUACAAAAUUAAAGCGCACAAAAAGGAUUACACUGAGCUUUAAUUGUAUUUAAAUACUAAAUAAUUUCUAGACUACUUUUUUAGCAUAACUGUGUAAUUUUUUAAAUAAAAAACAUACAAAAUGUGUGGCUGUUUGGUGGAGUGUCUCAAAUGUCCAGCGAAGCUUUUCUGCUGCUGCUGUGAAUGCGCACUAAAUAUGAUUCUCGGCAUGAUUUGUUCGGCCAUAGUAUUAAUUGUCGUAAUCGGACUGAUCGUAUACUUUACAGUAUAUUACCAUAAGGAUGGUUCUGAUGAUCAUCAGGAGAAAAUGGUGCGGCAGCUGAUAACAGCUGCGCCUUUAACCUUCAAGGAUUACUUCCAUCAACAAAACUAAAAUGGAUUUAAUUCAACUUAAGACAGGAUUGUGGCUUACGCAAUUAAUUUAGUAUGAACCAGUGUGUAUUAUUGUUGUUAAAAGUGUAUAUUUUUUAGUUCUAAUAAAUUAAAUAAAUAUUUUUAAACAUUUAUACAAGAGAA